Asparagus officinalis (garden asparagus) is the source of this 624-nucleotide messenger RNA. RefSeq names its product putative ETHYLENE INSENSITIVE 3-like 4 protein. NCBI's taxonomy places the organism in Eukaryota, Viridiplantae, Streptophyta, Magnoliopsida, Asparagales, Asparagaceae. Gene Ontology annotation, cellular component: nucleus. The transcript has a single exon. Gene Ontology annotation, molecular function: DNA-binding transcription factor activity; DNA binding. Bases 1 to 624 code for a protein of 207 amino acids. The record is from RefSeq and is a predicted model, not a curated record.
AUGGUCCGCUUCGAUCACAAUGGGCCGGCUGCGAUUGAGAAGUUUCUGACUGAACCCGGCCCGAGCCAUGGAUUGGAUUUGGGCUCAGGCCCGGUUUCGCGUAUAGGGGAUCUCAAUGUGAUACAGGACAGCACGCUGGGCUCGCUUUUGUCGGCCUUACUGCAACAUUGUGAUCCGCCACAAAGGAUGUUUCCUUUGGAGAAGGGCCUUGCUCCACCUUGGUGGCCCACUGGGCUUGAGACUUGGUGGGGGAUUCAAGGGGAUCAUGCUAAGGCCCAAGGCCCACCACCUUAUAGAAAGCCACAUGACCUCAAAAAGGCGUGGAAGCUAAGCCUAUUGGCCGCAGUGAUCAAGCACAUGAGCCCAAACCUGGAUCAGUUGAGGAAUCUGGUGUUGCACUCCAAAAGGUUACAAAACAAGACGAGCUCUAGAGAAAAUGAGACGUGGACUAGAGUGCUGAAUCAAGAGGAGACCUUGCUAGCGAUUGAUGAUAAGGAAAGAAACGAUGAGAUUGAGGGUAACGAUUCGGCGCUCAGUUUGUCAGAAAUCGACGUUUCUCUGAUUGAUCAGAGAUCAAUCGACGAGCUUAUAAUGUCAAUGCAUCACAAUAUACAGAAUACCUGA